Molecule: messenger RNA, 3460 nt
Organism: Neolamprologus brichardi
Lineage: Eukaryota; Metazoa; Chordata; Actinopteri; Cichliformes; Cichlidae
Gene: hhat
Product: hedgehog acyltransferase
Biological process (GO): protein palmitoylation
Cellular component (GO): endoplasmic reticulum
Molecular function (GO): palmitoyltransferase activity
Source: RefSeq, a predicted model, not a curated record
GAGAAGAAGUGAACAAAACAAAAAAAGAUCAUCCUUAUCAUGCCCAUGUCAUAUUGUGUACUCACUUGGCAAAUGUCAUGUGUGCUAAAUACAGAACAGUUCUGUAUUUAAUUAAUCUUCUAAUUUUUCAUUCAAGAAAUGGAGAGUAAUAUAAACAACAACAACAAAAACCCAUACACACUGAUGUCUUCAGUAUUAUCUGAAAAUUCCCGAAAGUCUGGGAAAUACCUGGUAGCUUAAAGUAAAAACAAAAUAAGAAAUCGCGAGUAACUGCUAUGAGUUCGGCUGAACUUCCAACACUAAAAAUGAAAUCACGACUAAAGUGCGUUUCUAUUAAUAAUACUUCUCCAGUUAAGCAACUCCCGCACAAUUGGGGGCAGUCAUGUUCCAAAAAGUUCUAGCCAAGGAAAAGCAAAAAGAAGAAUGCCAUACCUUUGAAUGUUGGAUACCGGGGGAAUCUACUGUCCAAGCACUAUUAUACAGUAAAGUCUGCAAUCUACAACAACGCAAUGGGCACCAGCCCAGUAUUACUAGGUAACAUUACGAAGUCUUCAACCGAUGAGCUAGCUUAGCUAAAUAUGUAUUUUGGUGGGAUGGCUUACGGAAUUUCCCAGGAAACCUCGCAAAUUAAUGCCCAAAUUUGCAUGUUGAAACAUACAUGCACCGACUUUAUGUCAGUGGGCUCUUUUUAAGUUGAAAUACCGAGACGGUUUCUGGUAUAGAGUAAGGCUAACUUGUUUAGGCAGCUGAGAGGGUCGAUACGUCAUGGCCAGCAACCUCUGGACAGUGUUACCUAGCGACGGCAGUGCUAGCCAACAGAUUAGCACUGACAAGCACUGCCGUCGCUGUGCGUCCUUCAGUCAGUAGAAUGAAAGAACAACCAAAAAACACGUAUACUAUAGCGGAUUGACUUUCAUUGAUGGCAUCCAUAUCUAAAGCCCAGUUGGCUCCCUUGCCAAGGACAGAGGUCCUUGUCUAUUGGGUGCUUUCCUUGGGCUCUCAUCUCUACUCUUUCUAUCAACUUCACAGGUUCAGCAAAGAGUAUGAAGCGGGAUUAGAGAGAGAAUUCCAGUUGGAAAAGGGCCUUGUUAAGGGUUUUAAAAGGGACCCUUUAGAUUUUGAGUGGAAUUUCUGGACUGACUGGGCUAAGCACUCUUUACUGUGGACUCUGAUUGGUCAUGCUGUCUUAUCAAGAUUAACCAGCAUCUUUUACCCCAAGCUUAGAGCGCCAGCACUUGCGAUAUAUGGCUUCUUAGCAGCCAGCAGUGUUUUGGGGAUUAAAGGUGUGAGUGUGCUGCUGGUACAUCUGGGCUUGUCCUUUUCUAUGGCCCAGCUGCGAAAGCCCGCUCUGUCGUGGGCAUGUAACCUGCUGCUGCUCUACACACCUCAUAUCAACGAACUUCAAGACAUCCAGAGAGGCUGGUAUGCGAGUGAUGAGGAGCACUAUCUGCUACUCUUCAGUGUUGCUGUUUGUGGUCUGCGCUUCAUCAGCUUCAGCCUGGAGCACUGCUGGAGCCCUGAAGACCAAUGCAGUGUUGUGCAGCUUUGCUGGCUGUUUUCGUAUACCUUCUAUCAUCCUUUUUUCUAUAAUGGACCCAUUAUAACCUACAAAAACUACAUUGAGCAGAUGCAGAAGUCUGUGGAGGAAAGUAACAGGGAUGAAUCUGCCCUUAGUUACUUGGUGCUCAGAUUAGGACGGAUCAUUUUGUGGUGGUGUAUUGCAGAAUACAUGAUCCACGUCAUGUACAUGCACUCCAUCCAGUCUAAUGAGACCUACAUAGAAAUUCUUCCUCCUUGGGCCUUAGGUGGUCUUGCUCUAGCUGUCGUCCAGUUCUUCUAUGUGAAGUAUCUGGUACUGUUCGGCCUUCCAUCCAUGCUCGCUACUUUGGAUCAGCUGGUUCCUCCCAAGCUUCCCCGUUGUGUCAGCAUCAUGUACAGUUUCACAGGCAUGUGGAGGCACUUUGAUGAGGGGCUGUAUCGAUGGCUCAUCAGAUACAUCUAUGUUCCACUGGGAGGUUCACGCCAUGGUCCUCUUUGCAAAAUGUUUUCCACUGGUGUUGCGUUCGGAUUCGUCUGCCUCUGGCACGGUGGACAUGACUUCUUACAGUACUGGGCCCUGAUGAAUUGGGCUGGAGUUCUGGUGGAAAAUUCUCUGAAGUCUCUCUUUGCCUCGACCUUUAUUCACUCCAUAGUUGAGCAGAAUUUCUCUGCGGCGAUGAAAAGGCGAUGCAUCGCCCUUGUCUUCGCCUUCUCCACUGCUAUGCUCAUCCUUUCUAAUCUGGUGUUCCUUGGGGGAAUACAUGUUGGCAGAAUCUUCUGGAAGCGUGUCUUCAUUCACGGCUGGUCUACCAUGGCCCCACCAAUGCUAGCUUUCCUCUACUGCUAUGCUCAGAUUGGACUUGAGUGGACUCCUCACCCACUGUGAGUCACCUUGACUUAAGAGCAGUGACUGCGAAUCCCUGCUACUGGACAGAUACAACAACCUGCUGACUCCACUGCCUUGCUCUCACCAGCCAGAGUCUCACUGUGGUGGACCUGGCUCAUAGCCACACAACCUGUCCAAACCUGGCUGAAGUACGGCUGAGCAGCCACUUUCCAAAACCCGCAGGUCUGCACAAAAUUUGUCUGUAAGCUGAUACUUACAGAGAAAGUUUUCUGAACUUUGGGUGAAAUGUAAGUGCACCCAAACUGUAAUAAAAUGCUGAAAAUUUAGGGCAGUCUGUAAUAGCAGCCCUGAGGCAGUAAGCUAGAUAAAAUCACUGCUAUUCUAAGAAACUGUAAAAGAAAAUGUGGACUCUGAAUCUCUCACUUGGUUAUAUGACUUUGACAUGGUAUUGCUCGGAGUUGCAGGAAGCUGAAGAAAAUACCGUCUUCCUGUAGCUCUCCACAAAAAACAAUCAGAUGUAGACGGUUGACAAAAAAAAAGCAUAUCCAGCUGCAGCUUUUGAUUCAAAACACUAAUCCUGUUGAUUAUCAGUUUAUUACAUCUGGGAUGUAAUAAAUGACAAGCUGUUUUUUGGCUUAUUUGUUGUUACACACUAAAUCACCUUUCAUUUCCAAAAUGUCAACAUAACAACUAAAUUUAGACAAAAGUAAAAUCUCAUUUUGUUGCAAAACUCAUCUGCCAUCUGUCCAAAUCUGUCAAGUACUUGGUCAUCAAGGACUGUCAGAAUGUGCCUGCUCAGUCAAAGCAAUGUGAUUAACACUGAGGGUUAUGAAACAGCAGAGGAGUCCAAUCCAUUUGUGGUUUACUGUAAAGCUUUUGUUUCAAGGGGGUUUUGCAAGUCAUAGGCUGAUUACACAUGUGAGAGUGACACUGCUGAAUAAUGUGCAUUAGAGCUGAUAGAUGUUGUUGUGUGUGUUUGUGUGUGUGUGUGUGUGGGGGGGGGUAUUUAAGGCACUUUCGAAUUGUAUGUUCAAAGUUACACUGCCAGAUUAAAUGUCAAUGUAUAUUACUCAA